GUUUAUGUAUAUGACAUGCUUAUCUCAACAAAUCUAGCAGCGUUCAGAAUCAAAACAAUGGCAAGUUUCUCUCCAAAGUCUACUCUGGUGACGCUUAUGAUCUUCGCCAUAGUUUUCUCUCCCAUGUUAUCAUCUGAAGCAGCUCGAUUUACUCAUCGAGAACUUCUUCAGAGGCCACCCUUAUGUCCUGCUUGUGUAUGCUGUGAACCUCCUCCACCAGGCUCAUGUUGUCGUUGCUGUGCUACUACUUCUCCUAUCAGUUUUCAAUCAGAGACUCAGACACCUUGAGGCACUGCAACGAAUUCCCAGAAGAGGAAAUCCGAAAAGUUUACAGAAGAAUGCAAUAAAUUUAGAAAGAAGAAGCAGAAAAUAAUGCAGUGUUGUAUGUUUUUUCCCUUCAAUUUGUGUAACCAAGUGUAUCUGGAAGAAGAUGGACGUUCC
Messenger RNA from Ilex paraguariensis (yerba mate), 441 nucleotides. Lineage: Eukaryota; Viridiplantae; Streptophyta; Magnoliopsida; Aquifoliales; Aquifoliaceae. The record is from the annotation of a GenBank genome assembly.